AUGGUUCACGCGCCUCUUACCAUCGACAAGGGUUACACUAUCACACCCUUAAAUUCCCCACCAGUUCCUUUGGUAUCGCCCAGCAAAAACCCUCCUUCGCCUUCCACCAAGUCGCCUCGCCACCCCGUCAAUCAGCAUUGGGUUCAGGCACAGCAGCGAAAAAUAUUCAUCCAACAUUUGAAACAAUGGUCCAUGGGCCACGAUUCAAGCGCGCAUUUCCAGGGGAAACUCAGUUUGCUGCCUCCUGAUCCACGUAGGAGAGAGGAUUUGGAUUUGGGUAAGAGCGUGCAGUGCGUGCUUACGGAUUCGAGCUUCAAGGAUUGUAGGAAGAAGAUUGUUGUCAGGCUUUUCAGUCCGCAAAUGGGUAAGAGGAAGAGUAAGAAAUCUAGUAUGAUCAGGCCGACGCAAAGGGGUGAUAUGGACCCUUUCGAAAAUAGAGAAGUGUUUACAGAGUGGGAAGAGGGUACCUGUCCAUUCACAUUCGCUGAAGACGACAUGGCCCAGCCAACUUCGCAGGUCAAAUCCAUUUCCCCGAGCAACUAUUAUAAACUCGUUGUCCGCUGCGGUUCGGGUUGGCUCUCCGCCCGUGAAUAUCUCAACAAUCUCUACUUCACGCGUCUUGCAAUCAAAAACACCAGCCCAAGUGCCAAAACUGUCUCUGACAAUGCAGAGCGCGCAUUCCGCACGCACUCACCAGCUCUUAGCCCCCAACCGGCUUCAGAAGACACAGUCGACAUCCAGCCCUUAUUCCAUCCAUUCCUUCGCCUACCUCAAGAACUUCAAGAAAUGAUCUUGAUGACUGCCGCGGGACUGUCCCGAAACUACGACCUUUCAUCUGCUGAAAUCAGCUACCGACUGCCAUCGAAACACGUUAAAUCACCCAUCAGUCUAUCGACCCUCCUUCGCAUUUCUCCCACUAUCACAAAUACAAUGCAGCCAUACAUUCUCCACCGGACAACUUUCCACUUUGGACUCACAGGAACCACAAACUUCUUGUGGCAAUUGGGACCAACCAAUCGCUCCAAUAUUCGGCGUCUCGCUUUUCACUUCGGACGCGGCGCACUCUUACAUUGCGUACGCUGGCUGGUACCAGAUCCAAUCUUCGACCUGCUGCAACCACCGGUGCGGAAGGACCUGGGUGGCCUUCCGUAUUUCUGGCGGUGUCAACUUCGCACUUUGGCAAAGGAAUUACAUCUCGCAGAGCUCAUUAUCGGUAUCCAAACUAUGCCUGAUGCCGACAUUGCUAUGGUAACGAGAAUAAUGAAGGAGUCGUUUGGAAGUGUUGAGAAAAUUUCUUUUGUCGAUGACUUCCUUGAUGGGACCACAAAGUUGCUUGAUAGUGCAGAUCCGCGACUGGAGGGUGUAGGAAAGGGAUCAUGGAGGGACAUGACUAGCGGGUAUGUGGAGAGAUAUAAGAGGCAGGUGGGAUGGCAUAACUAUCACUUUGGACUUGAGGUUGCGGGCAUGACAGAGGAGGAGUUGGAUAAGAAGAUGGAUGGGGAGUGUGAGUUUUUUGAUAGUUGA
Bipolaris victoriae FI3 is the source of this 1524-nucleotide messenger RNA. RefSeq lists its product as hypothetical. Bases 1 to 1524 code for a protein of 507 amino acids. The transcript has a single exon. The record is from RefSeq and is a predicted model, not a curated record. NCBI's taxonomy places the organism in Eukaryota, Fungi, Ascomycota, Dothideomycetes, Pleosporales, Pleosporaceae.